AUGGCAACAAAAGGAAAGAAGCCAGCUGCUACACCAGCACCAGCUGCAGCAAAGGAAGAUACAACUCCAGCUGCCACAACUACUGCCGCCGUUACUCCAGCCACUGAGAAGGAAACAGACUCAACUGCCGCCGCCGACACUGAAGCCACUACUACUACCACCACUACCACCACCGCUGCCGAGCCAAAGAAGAAGAAGAAGAAGGCCGCUGCCUCUGGAACCAAGAAGAAGAAGAAGGCUGCUGCCGCUGCCGAUGGAUCUGAGCCAAAGAAAGUAAAGAAAGCACCAACCGGUGAGAAGCGUCCACGUUCCGAUCCAUUGAUGGACAAGAACUCUUCUUAUAUCAACAAGAUUCUUGCUGAUGACAGCCUCAAGGAAGGUGCUCAAUCAAAGAGAGAACGUCGUCCAGUCACCAGAUCACCAAUCGAAAACCCAGCUGAAGAAGUACAAAAGAAGAAGAAUCUACCAAUGAAAUCAGGAAAGACAUUACUUGAUUAUAAUUCAGAUUUGGAGGAUAAAUUUGCUCAUUUGAAGGUUGAUGAAAAGGAAGUUUUAGCUGAUUUGCACAAGAUUAUCUUUGCCAGAAAAGGAAAGGCUGGUGAAAGUUUAAAGAAGAACAUUCUCGGUUUCCAAGGUUUCGACUUGAAAGGUGAAAAGGAGGAAUACAACACUGAAAUUCUUCAAGGUAGAAUCGAAAAGCUUAACAGAGAUGAAAUUAAGAGUGUUUUGAAGAUGUUAUUGCUUCCACCAAAACCAACAAAGGAACAAUCUGUUGAACUUCUAUUAAAGUAUUUGACUACACCAAAUAAAGUAGAUAAUAUCGAAUAUGAUGGUCCAAAGAAGAGAGACAAGAAGAAGAAGAAGAAGACCACCACCGCAGCAGAGAAGAAGAAGACCACCAAGAAGUCGACCACCACAAAGAAGACCACCAAGAAGAAAGCUGAACCAGCAGAGGAAGAGGAAGAUGAAGAGGAAGCUGAAGCCGCUGAAGAGGAGGAAGAAGAAGAAGAAAAGCCAGCACCACCAGCCAAAAAGGAAACCGGUAAGAAGAAGAAAGCAGAGAGUGCGGCCGACACCGACAAGAAGACCAAGAAGAAGAAAACUGCCUAA
Molecule: messenger RNA, 1110 nt
Organism: Heterostelium album PN500
Lineage: Eukaryota; Evosea; Eumycetozoa; Acytosteliales; Acytosteliaceae
Exons: 4
Coding region: 1-1110 (369 amino acids)
Biological process (GO): regulation of double-strand break repair; chromatin organization
Cellular component (GO): nucleus
Molecular function (GO): histone binding; DNA binding
Source: RefSeq, a predicted model, not a curated record